This is a messenger RNA of Aspergillus alliaceus, 1469 nucleotides long. RefSeq names its product 2-hydroxy-palmitic acid dioxygenase MPO1. The record is from RefSeq and is a predicted model, not a curated record. The coding region runs from base 219 to 785 and encodes 188 amino acids. Lineage: Eukaryota; Fungi; Ascomycota; Eurotiomycetes; Eurotiales; Aspergillaceae. Gene Ontology annotation, cellular component: endoplasmic reticulum. Gene Ontology annotation, biological process: sphingoid catabolic process. The transcript has 4 exons.
CGACUCCCCAGCACAUGACGUCUGUCUAGCAAUACUUUAGGAGACUUGCUACAAGUAGCGCAUUUAAAAAAUGUCUGAUUCUCCACCUCUUGGCUGGCCUGAUCUGGCAUAAUUCUUAUCCAGUCUAACUGGCAGAAAAGGGUCUCCUGUAUGGUUACCUUCAAGUAUCAACAAUUUCCCUUCUUGGAGACGAAAAAACAUCGGGUCUGAUUACCAAUAUGGCUCUGAACUUGGAGAAGCAGCUCCUUUUUUAUGGUGCCUACCAUAACAACCCAGUAAACGUCGCAAUUCACGUUACAUGUGUGCCGAUACUCCUGUUUACGGGAAUUGCCCUGGCCUCGAAUUCUCCAGCACUUUUCAACCUCCCUGAUGUCCUUCGUUUUGAGAACCUGCCCCCCAAUUUCGGCACCAUUGGGGCUUUGAUAUAUUCUACAUUUUACAUCUUGUUGGAGCCAGUUGCUGGAGCCCUGAUCGCGCCACUCAUCAUUGGUGGCGCGGCGUUCGCAAACCACCUUCUGACUACUCAUGGCUCGGACAUGAACUACUGGUUUGGUGGUAUCCAUGUCGUGUCUUGGUUGCUACAGUUCGUUGGCCAUGGUGCAUUUGAGCGUAGGGCACCGGCUUUGCUAGACAACCUGGUUCAGGCGCUCCUUCUUGCUCCUCUUUUCGUCUGGAUGGAGAUCCUCUUCUUCUUCGGGUACCGCCCCGAAUUGAAAGCGAGAUACGAUGAGAGCGUUGAGAAGGAGAUCGCCGCUUUCAAAAAGAAGAACGCGGGCGGCAAAUAAACUAGCCGCGCUUGAUCCCAUAAGAGCUGCAGAGCUUGAGCUUCUUUAAAAAGUAGUUGGGUAAUAAUAGCUGUCUUCGAGAUGGCAUUGAUAUUAACUUGAAAUUGACUUCAACCGGUCGCUGCGGUGGGAUACCUGGAGUUAUUGCAGAUGGCUAGAAAUUAUCUCUUCAGACAGGUUGUUUAAUUAUUGUUACUUUGAGAUACAAGCGCAGCCAUACGUCGCGCAAGUUUAGCGGUUGCUACAUUGGUUCUUACAGGUGUAGAGACCAAGCCGGUCAGCGGUUUGAAGCGGUGUACAGAUUGUUUUAGGAGGAAAGGGAAGAGAAAGAAAAAUUAGUGAUUUAAACAAGGACCAUGACAGGCUUGCGAAAAUUGGAUUCUCCAGAUAUCAGAGAAAUCCAACAAUUUCCUAGAAUAGUAGUCAAUGGCAGAUCCGUGUGUUGUUGGCAGGUUCAUGCAGACGGUUGCUGUGACGAAAAUGAGCGGGAAUGAGUAAGCUGGACUCAGUUAUCCGCAGAUCCGAGAAAAAUAACAGCGAAAAUUGAGAUUGCCAGGUGGCCCGCAGGAAAAGGUCGGGUACCCGGAAAAACAGCCAAGAAAACAUUCCUCAACUCCCACAACUUGGGGGGAAAGACGUGAGAACAAUGGACAUAAUUACAUAAAUACCCAUAGUGAAAUCAAA